Messenger RNA from Ectocarpus siliculosus, 2326 nucleotides. NCBI's taxonomy places the organism in Eukaryota, Phaeophyceae, Ectocarpales, Ectocarpaceae. The record is from the annotation of a GenBank genome assembly.
AUGACACCGGCAGCGAGCGGAGCCGGCGGCGGGACGACGGCGCCCACAAACACCCCUGGUGAACGUGGCGAUGAUGCCAGCCUGGCCGCUCGUGCCGACUCUAGCGCCGCCGCUGUUACCGCCGUUACACCGGCAGCAGUGGCACCACUGGCACCUGGAGCGGCCACGGUGGAGGGGACAGGCGCGCCGGCGCAGAGCCGAAGCGGGCUUGCGGCGGCAGCGGCGGAGCUGCUGCUGGUGGGCGCUGGUGAUGCGCAGCAGGCGGUGGGCACGGAGGAGCGGGGGCAAGGCGCGAAGCAGGAGGGGAGGAAAGGAAAGCAGCGGCAGCAGCAUCAGCAGCAGAGGGUGCAACGCCCGCGGCGGCUUCGGGCCGACAAGAGAAAGGCGCUGGACAUGCUGCGCACGGAAUCGGAGCCUGGCGAGGACAAGAGCAAGCGCGGGAGAAUGAGCCAGGAGGAGGAAGAGGAGGAACGGGAAGGGGAGGAGAGGGAACCGGCGGUGGCAGCGGUGGAACAGGAGGAGGAGGACGAAUUGAGGGACGCUGGAGAAACAGAAGAAAUAUCUCCGGCCACGGCCCUUCUUCCGCCGCCGCCACCGGAUGAGCCCCCGCAGUCGGCGAAGCGAAAAAGGCAGUCGCCGAAAAAGCAGCUGCAGCAGCGCCAAGCAGCGGCAGCAGCAAAAACGGCGACCACACCACGCAAGAAUCAAAAUCAGAAGCAGAGGAAGCUACAGCUGCAACCGCCCAACUUCGAGAUCGAAAAGCACGGGGGCGGGAAAAUCCGCAAGCGCUACUCCUUAGAUUUCAAGGUGAAGGCAGCGAGAUACGCCCUUUCCCCCGACCCCAAGGGUCAGGCACGCGGUGGCACGGUCGGGGCGCGCUACGCCGCGGCGCAGCUCGACAUCCCCGAGUCGCAGAGCGUGCGGGAGUGGAUGAGGCGGCUGCCGGAGAUGGAGGCGGAGCUGAUGCGGGCGCAGACGGACGGCGGGGAGAAGGUGUCCCGCCACGUUCGCAGGAAGAAGUCCAUGUCGAAUGGGCGGGUACCGGCUACACAUAAGAUCGAGGAGGAGCUGCUCGCCUUCAUCCAGCGGGAGUCAUCGUCUUGUUCGUUCUCCAACGGGGUGGCUCAGGCGGCGGCGGCGGCGGCGGCGGCCUCGGGGUCGAAGAAGGUGUCUUCCCGCGCGGUCAAGGACAAGGCGCAGGAGCUCAUGCCGGACGUGUUCGGGGUGGUCCCGUCUUGGGAGCGCGACGGAGACGACUACCCCGUGGCCUUCAAGAGGUACGAGGCCAAGAUGAGCUCGUGGUGUCACCGGUUCCUCAAGCGCCAUCGGGUGGCGAACCUGUGCGAGAACCCGAACCCGAUCAAGAAGAAGAGGAUCGGGGAGGAGGGGGGCAGGCACGGGAGGUGGGGGGGCGGGGGUGGCGCCGCCGGUGCGAGCGGCGCCGGUGCUUGCUCCAACGGGGGCGAGGUCGAAGACGAGGAGGAUGCCGCUGGUGCUGGUUCCAAGGACGGGGAUGAGGAGGGCGUCGCAGGGGAUGAGGGAUGAGGGAGACGGUGAAACGGCCACAAAUGCGGUGGACGGGAAGCAUGCCGCCCCCUUGCCGUGUUGAGUUGUUCUACGAAUCGGUUGGGCCGAGCGGAACUGCGUUCGUCGUCGUGGGUUGAUGCCUCGGGAGCAGCUCCGGAUCAUGUGUGUAUGUGCUUUCGAUUUCUGGGAGCACAACGUAUCCAGUUGGUGCUUGCCUUGGUCACGAGAUGACUGUUGGCCCCACAUCAUACCGUCGUUGUCACCUGGUACUAGUAGAGCCACCUCCAGCGCCUUGGGAGCUACUCCCAUUUCUUGAAUGUCGAGAGCAGGGGGGGGGGGGGGGGAGGGUUGUAUUGAUGAGAAUGUACAUUGUCUGCUUAGAAGAUUGGUCGUGUGUGCACCACUGCAGCCGAUGCUGUUCACACAGCGGACAGAGCAUUAUUGUAACGGUGAUGGCUACAGAGCUGCUGCUGGUGCCGUUGCAAAAGGAAAGCUCGGCGUCUGCCCAGGUCAAUGCCCGAUCUGAUUUUCUUACACGUCGGGGCGGGGUGGUGCGUUCUCUGCUAUCAUACAUGUCCAAUAGCCGGGGGUCUUUUUCGCAUGCCGGCUCAAGAAAGAAGAACGAGUUGAUUGGCCAAGUUUACGACGUUUCCGCUGUGCGUGCGGUGCCUUGUUUUGAGCCAAGAAAACGCGUGUGCGUUCGAUCCGCACGUACGUUUGGGCCGAUCGCCGACUCCGUGCACCCACCCGGCGAAUCGUCACCAGACUGCCCGAGAUGGCUACUCGUACGCUGACCUGC